Molecule: messenger RNA, 991 nt
Organism: Manis javanica (Malayan pangolin)
Lineage: Eukaryota; Metazoa; Chordata; Mammalia; Pholidota; Manidae
Gene: TMEM11
Product: transmembrane protein 11
Biological process (GO): inner mitochondrial membrane organization
Cellular component (GO): mitochondrial inner membrane
Source: RefSeq, a predicted model, not a curated record
AUCCCCAGGCCGCCUCGGCGCGAGUCGCUUGCAAGCAGAGAGUCUCCAAGAUGGCCGCUUGGGGAAGGAGGCGUCUCGGCCCGGGCAGCAGCGGUGGCGGCCCCCGAGAGAGGGUGAGCUUGUCAGCCACAGACUGUUACAUCGUGCACGAGAUCUACAAUGGAGAGAAUGCCCAAGACCAGUUUGAGUACGAGCUGGAGCAGGCCCUGGAAGCCCAGUACAAGUACAUCGUGAUUGAGCCCACCCGCAUUGGCGACGAGACCGCCCGCUGGAUCACCGUGGGCAACUGCCUGCACAAGACCGCUGUGCUGGCUGGCACCGCCUGCCUCUUCACCCCGCUGGCCCUGCCCUUAGAUUACUCCCACUACAUCUCCCUGCCUGCAGGUGUGCUCAGCUUAGCCUGCUGCACCCUGUACGGGAUCUCCUGGCAGUUUGACCCUUGCUGCAAGUACCAGGUGGAGUACGACGCCUACAAACUGUCACGCCUGCCCCUGCACACGCUCACGUCCUCCACGCCGGUGGUGCUGGUCCGGAAGGACGACCUGCACAGAAAGAGACUGCACAACACAAUAGCCCUGGCCGCCCUGGUGUACUGUGUAAAGAAGAUCUACGAGCUUUAUGCCGUAUGAUCGCAGUAGCACAAGGAGAGAAGCAAGCAGCCAGUCCACGAGACAACAGAGGUCAGGGUGCCACCGGAAUGGUCCUGCUGUGAGGCAGCAGAGCCUGGGGAGGCGUUUGGUUCAAUGUUUGUUAUUUAAAAGAAACACAGAUCACAGUGUACUGAGGGUUUUGCAGCUCACUACACCAAGAUGUGGAUCCUGUCACCCUUGGGGGCCUGAGGCUGUGGACGUCUGCCCGGGCAGUGAACUGUUGAUGGCAGUGAUGCCACCAAGGGGGUGUGAGUGCGCUUAGGGAUCUUUUAAGUCUGUUGUUUAAUUGUACCACGCAGAGCCAACCCAAAGCUGUUGACCAUUAAAAUUAUGAAAUUUCA